Messenger RNA from Alligator sinensis (Chinese alligator), 862 nucleotides. RefSeq names its product PR/SET domain 8 (gene PRDM8). Bases 53 to 862 code for a protein of 269 amino acids. The transcript is spliced from 8 exons. Gene Ontology annotation, biological process: regulation of DNA-templated transcription. Gene Ontology annotation, molecular function: protein binding. Gene Ontology annotation, cellular component: nucleus. The record is from RefSeq and is a predicted model, not a curated record. Lineage: Eukaryota; Metazoa; Chordata; Crocodylia; Alligatoridae.
CUCUUCUGGCUGCUUUUCCCUGCUUCUGGAGCAGCAGUUAUGGUAGAAGCAGAUGGCUACUGAUUGGGGGCUUCCACCUCCGGCAGCUGCAGCGGCGAGGAGCGGGCGCUGUCCGAUCAGAACCAGGCUGCUCCCGGGGAUGGAGGACGCCGCGGUGGCACGGGGCAUUUGGGACGGAGAUGCCAAGACGGUCCAGCAGUGCUUGACUGACAUAUUCACCAGCGUCUACACCACCUGCGACAUCCCGGAAAAUGCCAUCUUCGGGCCCUGCGUGCUGAGCCACACUUCCCUGUACGACAGCAUCGCCUUCAUCGCACUCAAGUCCACGGACAAGAGGACGGUGCCGUACAUAUUCCGGGUGGACACUUCGGCGGCGAACGGUUCCUCGGAAGGGCUCAUGUGGCUCCGGCUGGUGCAGUCGGCCCGCGACAAGGAGGAGCAGAACCUGGAAGCCUACAUCAAAAAUGGACAGUUGUUUUACCGCUCCCUGCGGAGGAUUGCCAAAGACGAGGAGUUACUAGUGUGGUACGGGAAGGAGCUGACGGAGCUGCUGCUGCUCAGCACCGCCAGGCACAGCAAGAUGAACGGCUCGACACCGUACAGCUGCGCGGAGUGCGGCCAGCGCUUCCAGUUCGAACCUGGACGCGGAGAGAAGUAUGGAGCUCCCUCUUCCGCCCAGCAGCAGUAUCCUGAGGCCAAGCCUCUUCUCCAAGAAAACGGUAGCGAGCCGGGGCAGACCUCCCCGCAGUACAUAACGCCCGGGCGCCUAGACAUCCUCAUUAAAAAGUCCGAUCUGAGCAGCGACGCCCCCGUAACGGGCAAGACAAAGGUGCUGGAGCUGGAGAUCUCCUAUGCAGGUUGA